AUGUGUGGUCAGUCCACAGACGACUUCUACAUAAUAUCUUCGGGGCUGGUGGCUGGAGAAACGACCAUUGGAAACAGUAACAGAACGCUCUUUCAGUAUAUCAGCCCUCAUGGACAGGUAUUGGAGUACGCUCGAGCGAUGGUGGCCAACCGUUUGGCCCGCAACGGCAAAGAGUGGGUAGAAAUUUUCAGGAAACAUAAUAGCGGUACCUACAACAACCAGUGGUACAUAGUGGACUACAAGAAGUUUAGGCCGAGGACUUCACGUCAGAAAGGCGCCAUCAAACCUGGUCUGCUGUGGGUCGUAGAGCAACUGCCUGGAUACAUGGAAGCUGCGGAUUUGACAAAAAAGUUCAAAGAGUUAGGCUAUUUUCCAUCAUACAAUAUCCCUUUGUUUCGUCGAGUCUUCAGCCUGAGCGGUGGCAACGUCAGAGUAGCCACCUUCGGCGAGUGGUUCGGGUACAGAACCAACCCCAGAGCCAAGAUUCUUAGUGAGAAGCAGGCCAAUAUCGGCAAUUUGCGAGAUAUGUAUUUCACAAUGCGAUACAACGAUUAUAAGCAUGACCCAUUAUCUCGAUGUGAAAACUGUGACCCCCCAUACUCCGCUUGCAACGCCAUUGCAGCCAGAAAUGAUCUAAACCCGGCAAACGGGACUUUUCCAUUUCGUGCUCUUGGUCAUCGUAGCCACGGUGCAACAGACGCUAAGAUAACAAGCGCGUAUCUCAGAACCAGCUAUAGGUUUUUGGCAGUCGCCAGCCCUCCGCACAACAUCUCCAGAGGAAUACCUCCUUUUCAGUGGAGUAAAUUUGACUUGGGAAAGACGUUAUCUCACGUUGGACAUCCAGACGAAUGGCUAUUUCAACCGCUUCUCCACGAUUGGGAGUGGGAUUUUUCUGCACAAUUCACAUUAUUUGUUUGGGGUCAAUUAUUAGGCGGGUCCACGCAGAGCAAGCCACAUCGCGAGGAUUUGCCUCAGCUGGGACAUGCACGCGCGCCGCCUCGGUCGAGCGACAGAGCGGCCGAACCAUGGAGCGUCGGUAUGUUUGACUCAAAGGCGGCUCGGUCGCUUAAUGCGCUUCGAGUUGUUCCGUGCCUCGCUCGAGCAUGGGACUAA
Messenger RNA from Arctia plantaginis, 1113 nucleotides. Lineage: Eukaryota; Metazoa; Arthropoda; Insecta; Lepidoptera; Erebidae. The record is from the annotation of a GenBank genome assembly.